Molecule: messenger RNA, 3116 nt
Organism: Sitodiplosis mosellana (orange wheat blossom midge)
Lineage: Eukaryota; Metazoa; Arthropoda; Insecta; Diptera; Cecidomyiidae
Gene: Adat1
Product: tRNA-specific adenosine deaminase 1
Exons: 3
Coding region: 284-1561 (425 amino acids)
Biological process (GO): RNA processing
Molecular function (GO): RNA binding; adenosine deaminase activity
Source: RefSeq, a predicted model, not a curated record
CAAAAAUGACACAGAAUGAUUCAGACACAUGAUGCUGCAGCAUUGUUUAUGGGUGAAAAUACUGUCUUGCUGUACUUCUGAACAUGCUCGUGUGACAGAUGAGUGGAAAGGUAUUAUGACAGGUCAAUGAUACGGCAUGCAGUGAUACGACAUGUAACUUCGGAUGUAUUUCGUUUAAAUUAAAAAUAAAUAUUAGAGAAACUGUUUUCCAAACAACAUGAAAGGUUAUUGUGCACAAUAUUGAAAUCCUUGGUAAAAAAUAGUUUAAAUUAUAGUAAUAUUUAUGGUAAAUAUCGACAAAGUUAAAAAAAAAAGUACCAGUAUGAGCCCGAUCGCCGUACCAGAUGCGGAUCGAUUGGCAAAAAUUUGUUAUCAAACAUUUGAAUCCAUAUCGAAAACCGGCAAGCCAAUUCUUGGAAAGGAAUGGACAGUACUUUCGUGUAUCGCGAAAUAUGAACAUCACACCAAAGACUUGGAGGUGGUGUCUCUGGGAACUGGAACCAGAUGUAUCGGCCGAAGUUUGUUGAGCAACCAAGGUGACAAACUGAAUGAUUCACAUGCCGAGGUGAUGUGUCGUAGAGGUUUUCUCCUUUAUCUAUACGAUGAAAUAUCCAAAGCCAUGGAUCCAGAGGAGAAUUCCAUAUUUUCAUUCAACGAGAGUAAGAAAAAAUUCGAAAUUUCAUCAGACAUUUCAUUUCAUUUCAUGACAACCUUUGCACCGUGCGGAGAUGCGAGUAUAUUUGACAUUGAAUCAAGUAGGAGCGAAGAGGUUAUUGAACCAAGUGAGAGUAAGAGAUCUAAAUUACACGAGCCCAGAGAUGAAAAGUCAAUUGAUAACACGAAAACAACCAACUUCACGGGUGCAAAAUUAAUUUAUAAAAAUACAGAGGUACCCCAAGAUUUGAUGGCACAAUCGAUCGGUGAUGUUCGUACAAAACCGGGACGAGGAGAACCGACCCUGAGCAUUUCAUGUAGCGACAAGCUCGCCAAAUGGAAUGUGCUGGGACUUCAAGGAGCUCUGAUCUAUUCGUUGUUAGACAAACCAAUUUAUUAUAGUAGCAUAACUUUGUGUGAUCAUCAGCACUGUGACAUAGAAGCGGCGAAAAGAGCCAUUUGGAAACGGUUUACUAAUACAAAAUUCUCCCCUGAGAAACCAUUCACUGUGAAUCAACCGCUGAUUCAGAUGAGUCGCGGUAAAAAAUUCAAGUAUGAAAGAAAUAUGGAUCGAGACCCUGCUCCAGGUUCCAUAGUAUGGUCGAAGUUGAAAAAGUGUGUGCAUCAAGUCUCGGUUAAUGGCAAACUCCAAGGUGCAACAAAGAAAAGUGGCGGUCGUCUGAAAAUAUCGAAAAUUGAACUGUUCCGUUGUUAUUUCGAAAUUUUGAAGAAAUUUAAUGACAAAUUAAAUAUAUUCGAAGGAGACGUGGAUUUCACUUCUCUUCGAUACUGUGAUGCGAAGAGCCAGUCUACGGAAUAUCAACAAGUGUGGAAGAAUUUGAAAAGAGAUUAUUUUAAAGUUUGGGCAACGAAACCAUCAGAAAUAAAUAUGUUCAUCAUUAGCUGAACACUCAAAGCAAUUCUGAUAUAUAACUGUUAAAUUUUUAAUAAAAACCAAUAAUAGUUACCAAACUUCAACGUGUAAGAUUUUAGGUUUAAAUAUUUACAAAGAUACAUAUACUACCUAGGGGGAGACACGAAACUUAAAUUAGUAAAAUUAGAACAUUAUUCAACGAUAAUAGGAAAAAUAGAAGAAAUUAGUGAGUUUGGUUUGCCAAUGUUAACGCUUAUGGACGUAUUGUUUAUUGUUUACAAAAUAAUCCCGUUAGGUCUUUCAUAAGCGUUGUAUUGACAGUGUAAUACGCUCUGCAACCGAUUUUACCAGAAAUAAUAGCACAAUAUUAGCACAAUAAAUGUACCAAAACUAGAAAAAUUAGAGAACAUAAAGCAAAAAAUAUAUAAAAUUGAAUGUAACAAGACUUUACUAGAAUUUGUGUCUCGCCCCUACACACAUUGUUGUAUUAAAAUGAAUUAGAAAAUUUAUUUUUUCUACGUUUUAGACAAUUUUGUUUACCACCGUUUGUGUGUUCAUAUUGAGUUGAAACGACAACAGUGUUGGAUAAAAUUAACGUCUGUAUUAAAAUGACGACUUUUUUUGUUUGAAAACAUGAAAAUUUCGAGUCUUCUUUUGUCUCAAUUGUUUAUUCAUCGAUUCAUUCGGCAUCAAUAGAAUAUUUUUUCUUGAGCACAAAACUGAUAUGCAACAUUACACAUGAGGAUUAAAGAGCGAAUAUUUCUGGCGUAGUCUUUCAAUCACAUAUCGCACUCGAUUUAACACGAUUUUAUACAAGUUAAAAUGAUUAAAAUCGACAAACACAACUCGAUCUAAACAGUGACAUCAUUUGUUUUUUUUUCUUCUUAUUAGACAUACAUGCGAUGUAAAGUUGGUGUAUUCAAUGCCUCCAAGGUCAUGGAGAUGCAGUGGAUUUUCUAUUUUCUGUGAAACGUGUGUGUUGGCGUCACAUUCACGAAGCCAUUUCCACAUCAUAACAUCGAGCGAGAUCAUAGAAACGUUGUGAAAUAUAAAUAGCUAAAAGCUUUAAACCGUCCAUCAGUUAGGCACCAAACGUAUAACGGAAAACACAUAGUGGCUUAGAACACUUUCGGAAAAUCAAGUGAAUUUUGUGAAAGAAUUUCUAAAGUAAAGAGUAAUAGUGAAAAUGUCGGCCGUAUCGCCAUAUGGAGCUGUAAUUCCACAAGUUGGGCCCAGUGCACCAGACAAUUUUGAAGUACUAAUUGAUGCAAAACAUUUCGACCCAAGGGAAAUCUCAAUUAAAGUCAACGGCAACAUCAUUUUCAUUGACGCUGAGCAUGUGCAACAGCAACCUGGUUGGCCAGUUAAAUACAUUAAACGAUCCAUCCAUCGUCAAUUCAAUCUACCACCAGGUUUUGAUGGAGCAAAUAUCGUGUCAGGCAUAACUCCAGACGGCAUUCUUUCGGUUAGAUGCCGUGCCGCAAAUUCUACAGGUCACUAUCCUGUCCCCACCCGUUACUGAAAUGAUGUUAAUAAAAUGAAGAAAAAAUUUAUAUGAAUAAAAUAAACAGAAAAACAAAUUGAAUAA